Messenger RNA from Petromyzon marinus (sea lamprey), 2620 nucleotides. It is a transcript of the gene SCRG1, whose product is annotated as stimulator of chondrogenesis 1. The record is from RefSeq and is a predicted model, not a curated record. Gene Ontology annotation, cellular component: neuron projection terminus; Golgi apparatus. Lineage: Eukaryota; Metazoa; Chordata; Hyperoartia; Petromyzontiformes; Petromyzontidae.
GAAGGCGGGGACACGGCGGGGAGUAGGGCUGUAAGUGUGGUGUGUAGCGAACGCGUGUAUAAAAGGGAAUUGAUCUCGUGACGGCUUGGCCUUGACUAUACACAAAUCCAGGCGGUGGCGCCCAGACUGAAGGGAAGCCAUCUGAGGGUUAAUGCUCUCAGUGAAGAUGCAUUCACUGGAGCUCCUCCUCCUGUGCCUCGUCGCCUUCACCUCGCCGGAGGCCGCGGGUUCCCCGCAGUCUCCCGACGGCUCCCGGGUCUCGUCGACCCUCUGCAAGGGUCGCAAGAUGCCCACCGCGGGUGCGUGCAACAGCGAGAUGCUCCUGUCCGGAGAGCUGGGCGGAGAAAACCUGCGAGCCGUCUCUCCGAGCCUCCCCGGUCACUACUGGGAGGGCGAAGGCUGCCGUGUCCUGUGCUUCUGCGGGGCUGGGGAGUUGAUGUGCUGCCCCAGGGAGGUGUUCUUCGAUCCGACGGUGCUACCUUUCAUCCCGUGCGACUCCCCCAUCAAAACCAAAGAUUAAAACUCAGAGGAUGGAUGCUGGGCAAGCCGCAGUCAAACUUCGAAGAAGCAUGAACUCAUUCACCUAAAUGCACCAGUCACUCAUCAAGUAAGUUCACUCGACUUCCUUAGAAACUCAUUAACUUCAAAUAGGAACUCACUCGAUCGACAAGCAACUCGCUUAAUCUCUGAUAUAUUCACUGCACCAGUCACUCAACAGUUGAACUAGCAUGUCACUCAGCAUACUAAGCAACUCAGGUAGGAACUCAUUCAACAAUAAACUCACUUCAUUAAGUGAACAGAUCACUCAGCAAGCCAAUGAACUUGCUUCGCAACUCACCCCAUACACUCAUUCACUUAACUAAUGUAUCAACUCCCUCAUUCAAAUAAUCGACUCAACACCUCACUUCACCGAUUCAGCAACUCAUUUGUGAACUUACUCGCCACUCGGUUUCCAUUCAUCUAGCAUCUCCUCAAAAUGCCUCAUCAACCGAUGGAGCAACUCCCUGAUUUUUAUGGACUCCCUCAGUCCACUUCAUCUCACUAUUUUGGAAGAGGAAGGUUAAUGCGUAUUAUAUUCAUUUUGCUAUUAUUUUGAGGCAAUGACUAAAUUAAUUCCGCUGAAUUAAAGCGACACAUUUUUUACUAUUUCCAGUAAAAUAUAAAUGGCACAAGUGACAAGUUGUCAAUUAAAGAUGAUUAAGGGAGACAAUAUUACCUUCGGCUAUGCAGGUACAAUUAAUGUGGCAUUAAUGUAACGCUUAUAAUGAUUAAGGUUAGGCAACUGUUGUUGUAAUAUAUUAUCUCUGAGUAGCACAGAAAACAAGACAUUGUGUAAACUAUAACUUUGGUUCACAAUUAGUGUAUUCAUUAGAAUAACUUAUUCCAAUAUAUAUUUUUAAGAAAAGGAUGGAUGAAAAACAUACCUCCUUACAUUUUUUUCCCCAGUCAAAACAAUAACAAAAUAUGUUCAUCUUUUGUUUUUCAAAGAGGUAUACAAAUUAUGGAAACUUUGUUUUAAUCCAUGUAAGUAGAGGAAUGUUUCAUCAGAAUCAGAAUCUGUUUUUAAACUGAUACUCUAUUUCUUGCUCAAUUCGAAACCCAGGACGAUGUCUACUCUGCCGAAGCUUUAAUCCUCCUGGGUUAUCACGCAGUUCCCAUCGAUCCUGUCAUUCGUAACAUAUUCAAUCGAGCACAGGUGGUGGUGCCUUAUGUAUAGGGUUAUUAAUCACAACAUACCUGUGUGACUGCUUCAGUGUGCCUAACAAUGUCUAACUAAUAGCAUGGAAAUUCAUCAGCUGUUAAAAACAGGUGCGCGUUUCACAAUCCACGCAAUAUUUUGUUAGUUUACCUUCAAUCCCUUGCAUAUUCGUUUACCAUACUUUAACUGCAGUGACUAUAUUGGUAUGUAACGUAAGUUGCACUCUGUGAUUGAGUCUGUGUGUAGUUUGUUGUCCUUUCCCUGCACCUCCGAUUAGCACUGUUGGCUAUGUACGGUGCGAAAGAAGCUCAACAUACAUACAUAUACGAUACGUUUUAAGAGAUUGAGGAGAUGAAUACAGUGGGAUUCUUUUACCCAGCAGUGGGAAGUAAAAGGCUAAGAGAGCACUUUGUAAUGCAACGUAUUAAACAUUUGUAAGUUCCAUUGCGUUGCGUUUACAUUUCCUUAGAUAUACAGUAUAUCGAUUUCAAGUUAUCCUUUUUUUCUGUUGACCACGCCGCCACCACUGCACGUGGUUUUUAUUUGUCGGCCGAGUUGAUCAGGGGAGAAGGCUUGCUCUGUGUUCAAACACCGUUUGCAAAUUAUUUUAAUAGUUGGUCAAAAAUUAAAUCCCAGGUCACCAGAAUCAAAGUGCAGUCUGAACUACGUACAGAUGCCAUCCCAUCAGUUUUUUGGUUUGUUCAAAUCAAAGCACAUCGCUCACUCCUCUCAUCUGCAAUGUGCACAGCUGCCUCACUGCAGAAUAUUUUUUGUUAUUCCAAUUCCUCCCAGAGCUCAGCUUUAAUACAUCUUUCGAACUUCAACUAAGUUUAUUGAUUUCAAAACAUUUAAUCAACUCUCACGUAGUCUUCUUACUCAAGCCAUGUUAUUGGACACUUUAAUAAAAAUACAUACAUGAAA